AUUUUUGAUGAAAAAUCUUUGGUAGAAUAGUGUUUCUAACUUAAUAGGGAAUUUAUUCUUUAGAUUGUAUUGUUCAUGGUCUAAAUUUGAGGAAAAAUACAUAUUCCACAAGAUCAUCAUGCAUACAAUUGUCGUCGUCUUGGUGAUGAUAUCCUUAGCAAAUUCACAAAAUAGUGAUUAUUUAACGGGACAGCAAGACCAACAGCAGGAACUACCAACUCAUCACAUACUUGCUGAUCCUGCAAUCACUGAAAACUAUGAUGAAUCUUAUAAAUCAACAUUUGGAGAACUGAACUUGGGUCGAGAUUUCUUUGAAGGAGAUAUUCUUCUGACGCGAGAGCAGAGUGAUUACAUCUUACAGAGUCAAAAGAACGACGGUCUUCAAAAGAGAGCGUUAAUGAAAGACGUCAAAAGCCUGUGGCCGAAUGGCGAAGUGCCUUACGUUAUAAACGAUSAACUGAGUGACGAAUCAAAGGAUUAUGUUCGCUCUGCAAUCGAAGAAUGGGAGGAGAAGACUUGCGUAAAAUUAAGACCAAAAAAAGAAUCGGAUGACGAUUACGUUGAAUUUAUCUAUGAUGGCGGAUGUUCAUCAUACGUUGGUAAAAUUGGAAAUAGGCAGACGAUCUCAGUAGGUUCUGAGGAUGGAUCAGUAACGUGCAAACACGGUAACAUUGUACACGAGUUGGCUCACUCAUUAGGAUUUUUUCACGAGCACAGCAGGCCAGAUAGAGACAAUCAUAUUUCCGUAAAAUACGACAAUAUAAUGCCAGGUUACGAGAGAAACUUCCGUAAAGAGUCAAACGACACCAUCGACUCACUUGGCCAGCCGUAUGACUACGACUCCGUAAUGCAUUACGGUGCCUUUUUCUUUGGCAAAGAAAGAGGAAUGAAGACAAUUGCAACCAAAAAGAAAGCAAGCAUUGGUCAAAGAGUUGGUCUUAGUGAUAUGGAUCUAAAACAAGCAAAACUCCUAUAUAAAUGUGCAGAAAAAGAGAAAGGGGAUAAAAAGAGUCAAACGCCAAACAAAUCGGCACAUCUCAAGAAAGCAUUCAACAAUUUCAUGAAAAAAUCGUCGAAAACAACCAUGGACAAGAAAUCAAAGAAAGCUAUUGCUAAAGAUCAAAUUAACAAUGGACAAUAUCAGACAGCAAAUCAAGCAACUCAGCCUGCAAAUAGCAACUCCGUGGAGUUUACUGCUGUUCCUGUAAAUGUUCCUCAAACACCGCAACAGUCUAAUCCGAUCAAUCAAGAAACAGCUGCAGAAUCGCCCACGGCCAAUCAGAWUGCAGCAUCCACCACUCAAAAUGUUGGUGCUACUGUCUCAGCCAAUCAAGCUCCUGUUGUCACUUUGCCCAAUCAAAAUGGAGCCAUUACUAACCAGGAAGGAGURAAAAUGACCACWGACAAGUCGGGAACUACAAGCUUUAUACUAACUGAUGAUGAUCUAGGUGAGGAAAAUCUUGGAAAAAGUUACUUUGAGGGUGACAUGAUCCUGUCAGAAGACCAGAAACAUUUCCUUGAGAGCUUGAAGUUUGAUGAUGGCCGAGCAGAUAAGAGAGCACUUAUUAAGAAUACAACAUAUCUAUGGCCAGAACGUACGGUGUAUUAUACCUUCGAUGAUAGUGUUGACGAGAUUGGACGWGAAAAUGCCGAAGCUGCCGUCCAACACUGGCAAGAGAAAACUUGCUUGAAUUUCCAGCACCGAACGAAUGAAAAAGACUACAUAAACUUCGUCUUUGAAGGAGGAUGUGCAUCGCGAGUAGGACGUGGAGGAGGUAUGCAAAAACUUACGAUUGGAUCAACAGAACUGCGUUGUAAGAAGGGAAACAUCAUUCACGAGAUGGGUCACGCCGUGGGCUUCUUCCACGAGCACAGCCGACCUGACAGAGACGAAUUUGUUAAGGUUCAUUCUAAAAAUAUCAUGCCAGGUUAUGAGAGAAAUUUCCUUAAGUUUUCCACUAAAUUCAUUGAUUCACUAAAUGUACCUUACGAUUACGGAUCCAUCAUGCACUACGGAAAAACAUUUUUCUCCAAACUUGCUCAGCUGCUGCCGACGAUGACGAUCCUCAAAGAAUCUGAUGCAUCAGGAAAGGAAAUCGAGAUAGGACAGAGAAUUUCUCUUAGUGACAUGGACGUUCUWCAGGCUAAYCUUUUAUACAAAUGUGAUGGUCGCAAACGACUUUCUGAUGAUGAACGCGAAGAGCUCGAGGCUGACUACUCUGAUCCUAUGACACGUGAAGGUCCAUGCGGUGAUGCUUAUGACGURAAGUCGUGCGAAACCGUUAAAGCUAAGGGAUACUGUCAGAGAUUCCCACGUACAUUGAGGCGCGCCUGCGGUAAUACCUGCCAGCUUUGUGGCACAGUCCCACCAGUCAAUGCAGUGCAUGUUGGUAAAAAGAGUAGCCUUCUCACUAAACUAAAGCUUGACCACCACCACAAACAGAAAAACUAACAGUUUUUAGGCUUGGUCCUUCUCCAGUCACCGCUAAUAAUACCUUGGAACAAUCCAACUGACGUAAAGUGUUUCRCCUGAAUUCUUCUUAGAUUGGUUAAUGCUCAUGCAUGCUGUGUUCCAGUCUCUCUCCAAUAUCAACCCUGAUCUCAGGACGCUGGCUGUGACGAAUGGUUUGGCCGAUGAGAGCUCUCGGCUGCCAGUCUGUCUGUCAUAAUAUUAGCACAGGGAUACCAUACUUGGAGUAGCUUGGAUGCGGUGGCUAAUGCUUCUGCUGGCAGAGUUUAAUUUUUAUAUAUAUACAUGAUAUAUCAAGUUGUUUUCUAUCAAUUUCUAGGUCAUGUCGUAAAUAUCAAAUUUGUGGGAGUCUUAAGACCCAGUGAUUUUGAAGAGGUUCUGUUCGCAGGAUAUGAUUUUGUUUAUUGUCCGAUAGAUAAAUAAAGUGCGCUUAAACAGUUUUGCAAUGAA
This is a messenger RNA of Exaiptasia diaphana, 2920 nucleotides long. RefSeq lists its product as uncharacterized. Bases 119 to 2452 code for a protein of 777 amino acids. The transcript has 16 exons. The record is from RefSeq and is a predicted model, not a curated record. Gene Ontology annotation, biological process: proteolysis. Gene Ontology annotation, molecular function: metalloendopeptidase activity; zinc ion binding. Lineage: Eukaryota; Metazoa; Cnidaria; Anthozoa; Actiniaria; Aiptasiidae.